AAAAAGCACACCCAUCGUCAAAAAAUUGACCAUGUAACUCUUUCACUUAUAAUAGAGAGAGAGGUAGGUAGGUUGGUAUGGUACCCGGCUUCAACAUUUCGGUAGUUCGUCAGCUCGUAGAUCGCCAGGGUCGGAGAAAUAACAGGUUAGUUAUAUAUCCGUGUGUAAGAAGAAAAGAAUCGGAUUGCACACCUAUUUUUCAUUCUCACAGCUCUUUGUUUGGUUCCAUGGCGGCAAAGACUCGAAUCCGGCGCAAAACUCGUUAGUUCAACUAAAUAACUUACUUAACUAUUGUGAAAACCAGCAUAUCAACCUUAUUUUUAUAACCUUAAACUAUUUAUCGCAAUCUAUUUCUGAUAUAACUAUCUAUGUAUGUACAUGUACAGCAACCUAUAUGGCUUUACAUACAUGUACACUAUUUGCGUUGCGAUUGUUAUUUUUUUCCGUCAGCGUUAAGGGGGGAAUGCGAUUGCGAUUGCGAGCGUUUAUUCGGAUAUAUAUUUCGAAGCCUCUGCGAGUCCUCAACGUCAUGGACUAUGUAAGAUCUAGGGCUGAGGCCUGUGUGUGUGUGUGUGUGUACCUGAAUGAUUGAGGUACGAUUCUGCGGUAAUGAGAUCAAAUUCAAGGCUCCCCAGGAUGACAACAGUGUCUGUCCCGUCUCUACGCGUGCUGACUGUCUUUGCUCUUUUAUUUUAACUCCUUAUCGUCCAUCGUUUCCAUUAUGUAUCCCUCUCUCUUGAUUGUAUUUCUGCAAUCUAUCCCCCUGCGCGCUCGUUUCAUCUUCUGUUCUUCAGCAGAAUUGCAUGUUCCUACAAGGAUUCCUGGGGAUCUGUUUGCUAAGAAGCUACAAUUGAGCCGGGGGUGGUUGAAUACAUCUAUUUCAGUCGUUCCUUAAUCAGUUUCGAUACCCUGGAUUCUCAUCAAUUGCUUCUUCUAUAGCUUAUCGAGAAUCGAACACAAUGUGGAACCGUAGCUCUUCCUUCGGAGCUAUGAUGGGGGCAUACCUAUGGCUACUAUUGCCGGUACAUAAUAUCUCUGCAAUAUCGAAGCUCUCUGCUAUAGGCUCAAAGUUUUUCAAUGAGGAGGGCCAGCAGUUUUUCGUCAACUAUCUCAUUGAUGAGCUGAUGCUAGCUUUUUGACUGAUAGAAAUUGCGUACCGGCUCACUCUUCACGAUCCCCUUGUGGACCCCGAACAGUGCAAACUGGACUCUUCAUUGAUGAAGGAGCUGGGUGCAAAUGCUAUACGCGUCUAUCAUGUUGACCCUAAUGGAGAUCCCGAUGAGUGCAUGAAAGCGUUGGCGGAUGCAGGGAUAUACUUGUUUGUGGACUUGGAUGACUUUCCAACCCAAAUUGAAGAGCAAUCCCCUAUUUGGAGUCAGAAGCAGGUCGACGCGUUCAAAUUGACCCUUGACGAAUUACAGAAGUACGGAAACACGGCCGGAGUUUUUGUGGGCAGCGAGGUUUUUACCGUAGCGAAUGACUCCGCUGCAAGCCCGUAUUUCCUAGCUGCGGCUCGAGAUAUCGGGGCCUAUCGCGACUCGAAGGAUUACCGGAGGAUACCGGUCGGCUAUUCCGCUGCGGAUAUAGCAGAGCUGUGUCCUAUGUUGCGGAACUACCUGGUUUGCCGGGAAGAUGAAUCUGAAAGAUUAGACUCCUUUGCCUCAACACGUACGAAUGGUGCGGUGAAUCAACAUUUGAAAUCUCCAGCUAUGCCAACCUGCAAAACCAAGCAGCGGGAUACCCGGUUCCGAUUUUCUUUUCAGAAACUGGCUGCAACACGGUCCGACCACGAGAUUUCGACGACCUCAAUACCAUCCUUGGGCCGGAAAUGACAGGCACCUGGUCUGGCGCAUUGGUGUACGAGUGGAUAGAGGAGUUGAAUAACUACGGGCUAAUCACCUAUGGCAAGGUGCCCGAGGGCGAUACAUCUAACCCUUCAGCCCUCGACGGCUUCUCCCGUCGCGGCACCCCCACCCCUGUCAACCCGGACUUCACAAAUUUGAAAUCCCGUUUCGCUACUUUGGAUCCCACCGGCGUUGCGCUGUCUGAUUACUCUGACAGGGCAUCGGAGGUUACAGCGCCGCCCUGCCCCAAUUCCACUCCUAUUUAUUGCCUGGGCCGUUUAUCCUAGCGCUGACCUACCGACCCUUGGACAGUCGGUCGGUGCUGGUCCUACUAAUCUAACUGCGUCCGGAGGAAGAGCGGCCAGUCCUACAUCAUCAAACUCCAGUGCUGGGAAUCGGUAGAUGUCAAUAGGUGGAUAUAGUGUUUGGUGAAUGUAGGGCGAGAGUGACGGACUUAUCAUGAAGUGAUACUUCCGGACGACCUCUCUGAAAGGCGUUUCUUUUGAUUUAGACUUCAAGGGCUAAGAGAGGGGGAUGUUUAAAAUCCAUCGUCGUAUCUAGAGAUCUAUCUACUCUCUGUUAACGGUAUGCCUGCAGUUUUUUAUCUCACCAGGCUUAAGUAGACUAUAAUGUAUCCAUGAUAUUUUGAUAGAACUUUCGGCUGAAAUAUAGUUAACAGAAAUGUUCGCGGGCAACAGUUUACUUAGAAGCACUUUGGCUACGAUGUUUAACCAACUACCCCUGACUACACAUUGUAAGAGUCUAGAUACACGAGCUGCGUGUUAAGAAGGUCCAUAGU
This is a messenger RNA of Blastomyces dermatitidis ER-3, 2643 nucleotides long. RefSeq names its product 1,3-beta-glucanosyltransferase, variant. The record is from RefSeq and is a predicted model, not a curated record. Gene Ontology annotation, molecular function: 1,3-beta-glucanosyltransferase activity. Gene Ontology annotation, cellular component: cytoplasm; fungal-type cell wall. NCBI's taxonomy places the organism in Eukaryota, Fungi, Ascomycota, Eurotiomycetes, Onygenales, Ajellomycetaceae. Bases 1218 to 1832 code for a protein of 204 amino acids. Gene Ontology annotation, biological process: fungal-type cell wall (1->3)-beta-D-glucan biosynthetic process. The transcript is spliced from 4 exons.